AUGGCGGCGGGGAAGGCGGCGGCCGAGCCCCUGGGGCGGACGGCGGAAGAGGUGGCUUGGGCGGAGGCGCUGCGCGGGGCCUGCGAGCCCGAGCACCACUGGCGGCACCGCCGGGAGUUCCUGCUGCGCAACGUGGGGGAGCCGCCGGCGGCGGGCAGCGCCCAGCUCCAGCGCCUGGUGUCCCUCUCCAUGGUGUGGGCCAACCACGUCUUCCUGGGCUGCCGGUACCCGCCGCAGGUCAUGGAGAAGGCGCUGGAAAUGGCCGAAGGCAUCCAAGUGACCGGCGCGCCUGUCCGCACCACGAGAGAUGAACUGGUUGCCAAGGUGAAGAAAAGAGGCAUAUCAAGUAGCAAUGAAGGGGUAGAGGAACCCUCCAAGAAACGAGCUGUUGAGAAAAGCAAAGAUUCUAAGGAUACUGGAAAGGAUGUGAAAACGACCAAGGCAGAAGCCCCAAAGGAAACAGAGAGCACAUUGCCAAAAAAGCAGGAAAAAGGUACUAGCAAAGAUCCAGAAAGCUCCCAGUCAACUUGCAGUUCAAAUCAAGAAAUGGUCACAGCAUCAGACAGAGAAACAGAAGGAAAACCUGCUAAUGCUGAAAAUACUACUGAGCAAAAUCCGUCUUCAUCUGAAGAGCAAGGAGAGAAGCCUUGCUCAAAUCCACCUAAGGAAAGCAAGUGUGAAACUGUGCCGUCACCUGAAAAGAAAACUACAGUAAGUGCAGCGCCAGCGGCCACCAAGAGCGCCCCGCAGGCAGAGGCGGUGCCAGCGGCCGCGCCAGCGGCCGCCAAGAGCGCCCCGCAGGCGGCGGCGGCGGCGGCAGCCACCAAGAGCACCCCACAGGCGGCGGCGGUGGCAGCCACCAAGAGCACCCCACAGGCGGCGGCGGUGGCAGCCACCAAGAGCACCCCACAGGUGGCGGCGGUGGCAGCCACCAAGAGCACCCCACAGGUGGCGGCGGUGGCAGCCACCAAGAGCACCCCACAGGCGGCGGCGGCAGCCACCAAGAGCACCCCACAGGUGGCUGCGGCGCCGGCGGCCACCAAGAGCACCCCGCAAACAAGUGCUACAUUGCUGUCUUCCAAAAACCAAGCGAGUGCCCCAGCAUCAGUGUCCAAGAGCGGCACUCAGGCGGGCAGCUCGCUGCUGCUGGCCCCCAAGAGCGGGACUCAGGCCGGCACCUCACUGCUGCUGGCCUCCAAAGGCACUGCUAAGGCGGGCUCCUCCCUCCUGGCCUCCAAGAGCAGCGCCGAGGUGGCUGCGUCGCUGCUAGCUGCUCGGAGCGGCACUCAGCAGGGAUCCUCACUGCUGACUUCCAAGAGCAGCGCUCAGGUGGCUGCUUCGCUGCUGGCCGCUCGGAGCGGCGCUCAGCAAGGUCCCUCAUCACUGGCAUCCCGGGGUGGCGGCCAGGCAGGUGCUUCCCUGCUGGCCUCCAAGGGUGGCACACAGGCAGCUUCACCACAGCUUGCCUCCAAGAGUGGCUCGCAGGCAGGUGAAAGCCCUGCUAAGGCUUUGUGCAAACCGUUAACCAGCGAAGAUGCAAAGGAAAGACAACCUUUUUUCAACAGACUAUACAAAGCUGUAGCAUGGAAACUGGUUGCUGUCGGAGGCUUCAGUCCUAACGUAAAUCACGCAGAACUUCUAAACUCAUCUAUUCAGUCUGUCAAAGCUACGUUAGAUGUUGCUUUUGUUCCCCUGAAGGAACUUGCAGACUUGCCUCAAAAUAAGAGCUCUCUAGAAAAUAUAGUUUGUGAACUGAGGUGCAAGUCUGUCUACUUGGGUACUGGCUGUGGUAAAAGUAUGGAAAAUGCCAAAGCGGUUGCUUCAAGAGAAGCUUUGAAAUUAUUCCUCAAGAAGAAAGUUAUUGUGAAGAUAUGUAAAAGAAAAUACAAAGGUAGAGAAAUUGAAGAUUUGGUACUUCUGGAUGAAGAAUCAAAACCUUCGAAUUUACCUCCAGCUUUAAGAAAUCCUCGUGAGAUCUUGUAGGGGAGAAUUGCUGUUUGUACCGUGUAUAGUAUUUCAACACAAGGACUGAAGGUUAAUUUUGUACUUUAAAAACGUAGGCUUCCAGAUAUUUUGUAUUUCUUUCUCAGUUUUGCAAGACAAUGAUAGUCCUUUCACUUGGUAGCAAUUGUAUAAAACUUGUUAGAGAUGACAAGUGUGCAUUUAAAGGUAUGCCUUAAUAUAUAGCGCACACUAGUGUGCUGUUUUAUUUGCAAAAUAGUCUACCUAAUUCUUCUAUUUUUAAUUAAACAAGGUACAAUUUGCUGUUUAAAACCUGACAAUUUUGUAAUUCUUACGAUUUAAUGGCAGUGUGCUCAAUUGUCUACCAUGUCUUUUUUAGCCACAUAGAAGUAUGUAUAUAGGGACCAUAAUACUUGAAUGAUUGAAAGUUGUUUAAAAAUUUCAAUCAAAAAGUUGAAUUAUCUGUUUCAGGCUUGUUGCUUGUAAUGUUCACUGUUGCUCAUACUAGGAGAGAAAUAGUUGGUUGACUAUUUUUAUGGGAUGUUUUCAUAACACUCACAAUAUAAAUGAUACCCUGAUCCCAUUUAACAUACUGGCAAAUUAUCAAUUAGCAGUCAAGUCACAGCUACUUCAGCCACCAAAACUCUGUCAGCGCAUUUAAUUUAUAUUGUGAAAUAUCAUUUACAGGUUUUUUUCAAUAAACAUGGAUUUCUAUACUAAGCAUAUUUUGACUGCUACUAAAACAAUAAAACCUCUGGGAUAUGCUUUUAUAGUACUUUGGUUUUGGCUAUUAAAUAUUCCAGCCAUUUCAAUAACAUUGCAACACCUUAAGAAAGGCUUUACUUCGAGUGGCUUCAAGGUGUAAUCCCACAACGAUGAGUUGUUUUCUUUGGAUGCAUAGCUGAAAUACUGUAAGACUGAUAAGAGUGGACCUAUAGAAUAUCUAUUUCUACUUUUGUAACACCAAGAUAAGCAAAAUGAAGAUGCUGCUGUCUGCUAGAGACAGUCAGUGUAUUGUAAAGCAUUCACACUAACUGAGCCCUUCCUCUGCUACAUUUUUACGCCAUGUACAGAAUGGUUUGAAGCAAAGGAAGUGGGAGAUGACCUUUUAUUUUCAGUGUUACUGAAAUACCUGCACAAACUGCAUGUUUUGAUAUAUUGGAUAAUGACAUGUAAUUGUAAAAACAUAAUGUCUUCAGUGCUAUUUUGAAUUUAUCUUGUCCGAUUACAGUAGUUGGCAUCAUUUAGUGGCGACCUUACACUUGACUGACAGAUCCGUUGAUCGAGUACUACAGGAGUGAAUAGCAAUUCCUGGGAUCUCAGUAGUAUAUAUGUCCACGUAAAGACUUCAAGUUCUUUUGUGAUUUUGGGACUAAACCACGAUGGCGUUGUUACACUGUACCCUACGUGAUUUUGAACAGCUGUGGCUGUCCGGUCCGUAGCACCUGAAGCCUGCAAGGCGCUCGCGCUUCCUGAUGGCCGGUUGAGAGCUUCCUCCGUCUGACCCCUGUGCUUCUGUGCCCUCGGUCGCCCUUCGCUCUAGUUAGGUUUCUCAGGAGUUCCCCCUCGGUGUUUCUGGAGCACCACCCGGCGUUGGGAACGCAGAGCAUCAAAUUGCGUCUUACACAGCCUAAGAAUUGGUGCGCGCUUCUAGGGCAGAGCGAGUUUCGUGCUGUAUUUAGGAGUUGUGGUAUUCACGCCAGGAAGCGCGAGAUCUGUUUUCAAAUUCUCACCCUGUUCAGGUGGAGACACCGAAUGACUGUUUUUGCGGGGCUGUGCCCUCUGAGGUACAGCUUUUCUAGCUGUUAGUUUGGGCAUCUCCAGAUUUCUGGUUGAGAAUUUUGCAGCAUGUCUUGCCACGUGAAAACCUGUGUUUCCCAUCUGUAAAGCGAAGCUCACAGUACUUACUGACCUCAAGGGGGGGGUUAGGGUAACUGUGUUAAAAGGCUGAGGUGCUAGAUGCCUUUUUUUAAAGUCCUGACUUAAGCUUACUUUUUUUAAAGUUUUUGAAUGUUAUUCCUCUUUGAUGUUUGGUUGUGAUUCAUUAAAGGAUGAGUCUGUAGCUAC
Gymnogyps californianus (California condor) is the source of this 4029-nucleotide messenger RNA. RefSeq names its product CDKN2A interacting protein (gene CDKN2AIP). The record is from RefSeq and is a predicted model, not a curated record. Gene Ontology annotation, cellular component: nucleoplasm; nucleolus. The transcript is spliced from 4 exons. Lineage: Eukaryota; Metazoa; Chordata; Aves; Accipitriformes; Cathartidae. The coding region runs from base 1 to 1983 and encodes 660 amino acids.